Messenger RNA from Magnolia sinica, 1067 nucleotides. Its product is annotated as transcription factor MYB36-like. Lineage: Eukaryota; Viridiplantae; Streptophyta; Magnoliopsida; Magnoliales; Magnoliaceae. The record is from RefSeq and is a predicted model, not a curated record. Bases 38 to 1045 code for a protein of 335 amino acids. The transcript is spliced from 3 exons.
UGGUGUUUGAGAGAGAGAGAGAGAGAGAGAGAGAGAGAUGGGUAGAGCACCAUGUUGUGACAAAGGAAAUGUGAAGAAGGGGCCAUGGUCACCAGAAGAAGAUGCGAAGCUAAAAGCUUUUAUCGAGGAACAUGGCACUGGUGGCAACUGGAUUGCUCUUCCUCACAAGAUUGGGCUUAAAAGAUGUGGGAAGAGUUGCAGACUGAGAUGGUUGAACUACUUAAGGCCUAAUAUCAGACAUGGGGGAUUUUCUGAAGAAGAAGACAAGAUCAUUUGCAGUCUCUACAUAAGUAUUGGAAGCAGGUGGUCCAUUAUUGCAGCUCAAUUACCUGGAAGAACAGAUAAUGACAUUAAAAACUACUGGAAUACAAGAUUGAAGAAGAAGCUGCUCGGAAGGCGAAAAGAACUGCAGACUCGCAAUAUCUCCACCGUCGAUCAUGAACGCACCAACGAUCCGCAUUCACCGGCCUUAAGCUCGUCGGUACUCGAAAGAAUGCAACUCCACAUGCAACUGCAAAGCUGCCAAAAUCCUCUCUCUUUCUACAACAACCCUGAACUGUGGCCCAAGUUCCAUGCCAUCAGAGAAAGGAUCUCCAACACCCAAUUCGCCGAUCAUGGUGGUUCUUCAAUACAACAAACUCCCACUACUUCAAUCGAGCCAUCGCAGAAUGGCCCGUUCGAUGACCUUUCCAUGGCUCAAAUCCAUCCCACAAAAGAAGAAAUAGAAAAUUCCAUAAACGGGUUUUCGUCACCAAUGAGUCCCAUUCAAGCUACAAUGUCGAAAUUAAAGGGCUUAGAUCAAACAGCAGCUGAAUUGCAAUCUGAACUUAAUGACAUACUUUCCGGCAAACCGGGUAGUUGCUCCGGGCAGGAAGAUCAACUACAUCAAUUUGACUGUUUCAAAGAAAUGAUCGGCACGACGGACACCGUGAUUUGGUGGGCUAGUGAUCUCGACAUGAAACCAUCAUCGAAUUCUUGGAAUUCAGCUUCUGUUCUUCAGCAAGAGGGGAUGUUUCAAGAGUAUGAAAUGGGAUGUGAGCUAUAAUUACAACUAAUGAAAAAAGGAA